This is a messenger RNA of Ostrinia furnacalis (Asian corn borer), 857 nucleotides long. RefSeq lists its product as uncharacterized. Lineage: Eukaryota; Metazoa; Arthropoda; Insecta; Lepidoptera; Crambidae. The transcript is spliced from 5 exons. Bases 1 to 723 code for a protein of 240 amino acids. The record is from RefSeq and is a predicted model, not a curated record.
AUGACUAUUCCGCGUAGUGAGAGUGAGAGAACGACGAGCCGAUCAUUCAAGAGCGCCUUCAGUUUAUGCCUAUACCUGGUCCAGUUAACGCAAGUGCUGGCUGGAACACAGUUCGCGUCACACGUCAGCAUCAACACUCCUGCGAGGAGUUUCAGCCAUGGAGUAGGGGACCCUGUGUCGUCGCUUGCGCGGAGGUCCUAUCACCCGGUUAGGACAGUCUCCAGGAGUUUGAGAAGACCGCAGCCAUCCCAGGCGCACGAAGGCGGCUACCCUCGAGUGCGGCCCACGAUACCAUUCAACGACGAAGAUACGAGGCGCGGGAACGCGCUGAAAUACCCCUUGUGGCAACAUAACAACUUUAUGGACGUGUCCAUCCCACUGCUGCCUCCGUCCCCUUACAAAGUGGACUCGCCAGACCCAGAGUCUCUGUGGCCCGAAGGCCUCUUCUUGCCUCCGGUCGGUCCUCCGAGAUUCGGGCACUCCAUAUCGCGAGCCGACGGCAGAGAUGCAUCGUCAGAAGCUGCACCCCAUGACCCAUACCUCCUGGAAGGUUCAGAAGCGAUAGCAGCAGUAACGAGAUCAAAUCGCCAUGGAAACCUCUUCUUCCACGAGAUCCCACACAUCCAGUCUUUACUAGAAAACCAAGAGUUGAGGAUCAGCAAUCAGCUCAAACCACACCGACUCGGCAGCAUACGCUACACCUGGCCGUUCAAUCGGCCAUAGCCUCCCAAAUAAAACAACUGCCAUGCAUGUAAACUGUAUUAUAUUUAAAAAACUGUAAAAAAUACUCAUUGAUAUAAUAAAGUCAUAAUUAUAUACACUAGCUGCAUUUGAAAAUAAAAAUAUACCUCAAUAAA